GCUUCCCAGGAAGGGACCAUUUGGGGAAGGGCCUACAGAUUUGGCAACAAAAGGGGGGAAUGUUUUUGGCGAGCCGUGUGUGAAACCCGUGUUUUUUUCCCUCCUGCAGGAUGCGCCUUCCUGACGUACUGUGCCCGGGAAUCAGCCCUCAAAGCCCAAAGCGCGCUGCAUGAGCAGAAGACUCUGCCAGGGAUGAACCGACCAAUUCAGGUGAAACCUGCAGACAGUGAAAGUAGGGGAGAAGACAGGAAACUCUUUGUAGGAAUGCUGGGAAAACAGCAGACAGACGAAGAUGUUCGGAAGAUGUUUGAGACUUUCGGGACCAUCGAUGAAUGCACGGUACUCCGAGGUCCAGAUGGCACCAGCAAAGGCUGCGCCUUUGUGAAGUUCCAAAUGCAUGCAGAGGCCCAGGCCGCCAUCAGCACGUUGCACGGGAGCCGCACGUUGCCGGGCGCCUCUUCCAGCCUGGUGGUGAAAUUCGCAGACACGGAGAAGGAGCGGGGUCUCCGGAGGAUGCAGCAGGUGGCCAACCAGCUCGGCAUGUUCAGUCCCAUCGCACUGCAGUUUGGAGCAUACAGCGCCUACACUCAGGCACUGAUGCACCAGCAAGCCGCCUUGGUCGCCGCUCACUCGGCCUACCUCAACCCCAUGGCGGCCGUGCAGAUGCAACAGAUGGCCACCCUGGCCCCCAACGGGCUCAUCGCCACCCCCAUCACCCCCUCCUCAGGAAGUAGCACCCCGCCCACCAUCACGGCCACCCCGGUCUCUGCCAUCCCGGCCACCCUCAGCGUCAAUGGCUACAGCCCCGUCCCCACGCAGAGCACGGGGCAGCCGGCCUCCGAGGGCCUCUACACCAACGGCGUCCACCCCUUCCCAGCACAGAGCUCGGCCGCCCCCGUGGAUCCCUUACAACAGGCCUACGCCGGGAUGCAACAUUACACAGCUGCCUAUCCCACCGCCUACGGACUGGUCAGCACCGCCUUUCCCCAGCAGCCCGCUGCCAUCAUCACCCAGCAGGCGCCCCCCCAGCAGAGAGAAGGUCCUGAAGGCUGCAACAUCUUCAUCUACCACUUGCCGCAAGAAUUCACCGAUUCGGAGAUCUUACAGAUGUUCCUCCCCUUUGGGAACGUCAUUUCGGCCAAAGUUUUCGUCGACCGAGCGACCAAUCAGAGUAAAUGCUUCGGAUUUGUAAGUUUUGACAAUCCCACCAGCGCGCAAGCCGCCAUCCAAGCCAUGAACGGCUUCCAGAUUGGGAUGAAACGGUUGAAGGUUCAGUUGAAACGCCCCAAAGAUGCCAACCGGCCGUACUGAGCCCGCUGCCUGCCAGGU
Messenger RNA from Notechis scutatus (mainland tiger snake), 1329 nucleotides. Lineage: Eukaryota; Metazoa; Chordata; Lepidosauria; Squamata; Elapidae. The record is from RefSeq and is a predicted model, not a curated record.